AUGAACAAAUCAAUGGAAAUAGAAUUUAUUUUGCUGGGACUGACAGAUGACCCUUUAUUGCAAAUUGUGAUUUUCUUGUUUCUAUUUUUCAAUUACAUCUUGAGCAUGAUGGGAAAUUGCAUUAUUAUCUUUCUCACACUUCUGGAUCCUCACCUAAAAACCCCAAUGUAUUUCUUCCUUCGAAAUUUCUCCUUCUUAGAGAUUUCAUUCACAACUGUCUGCAUUCCUCCAUUUUUGAUGAGAAUUCUGACUGGACACAGAACAAUUUCCUACAAUGCUUGUGCAACCCAAUUAUUCUUUUUCCUUUUAUUAGGAGUUACAGAAUUUUACCUUUUGUCUGCCAUGUCAUACGACCGCUAUGUUGCCAUAUGCAAACCUCUGCAUUACCCAAUUAUUAUGAACAUCAAAGUAUGCUAUCAGCUUGUAUUCAGCUCUUGGCUAACUGGAUUUCUUAUCAUCUUCCCUCCUUUGGCUUUGGGACUGAAGCUGGAUUUCUGUGCUUCGAAAACUAUUGAUCACUUCCUCUGUGACUCUUCACCUAUCUUACAGAUAGCUUGCACAGAUACACAUGUCAUAGAGUUGAUGGCUUUUAUAUUAGCUGUGGUGACACUUGUAGUCACUUUAUUUUUAGUGAUCCUUUCCUAUACAUACAUCAUCAAAACCAUUCUAAAAUUUCCUUCUGCUCAACAACGGAAGAAAGCCUUUUCCACCUGUUCCUCACAUAUGGUUGUUGUCUCUAUUACAUAUGGUAGUUGUAUCUUUAUGUAUAUGAAACCAUCGGCAAAGGAAAGGGUAACUCUAAGUAAAGGGGUAGCUGUACUUAAUACCUCUGUUGCUCCUUUACUAAAUCCUUUCAUUUACACAUUACGGAACCAGCAGGUGAAGGAAGCACUCAAAAAUAUUUAUCAAAGGUUUUGUAAUUUUCAAAAGAAAGAGACAAAGUUUUGA
Suncus etruscus (white-toothed pygmy shrew) is the source of this 948-nucleotide messenger RNA. RefSeq names its product olfactory receptor 6C6-like. The record is from RefSeq and is a predicted model, not a curated record. The transcript has a single exon. Bases 1 to 948 code for a protein of 315 amino acids. Gene Ontology annotation, molecular function: G protein-coupled receptor activity; olfactory receptor activity. Gene Ontology annotation, cellular component: membrane. Gene Ontology annotation, biological process: G protein-coupled receptor signaling pathway. NCBI's taxonomy places the organism in Eukaryota, Metazoa, Chordata, Mammalia, Eulipotyphla, Soricidae.